UGUAUGUGUGUGUGUGGUCCACUGGCUCUUCCUCCACUAAGCUCCACAGACCACAGUCAACCAGCAGAUGAACAGCAGCCUCUCCCCGCACGGCUUCACGAACCAUUUACAGGAGGGAAAGAUGAAGCUGCUGGUCUGGCUCAGUGUUCUCCUCUGCCUCUUUGCCUGUCAUCUCUGUGGAGCCAGAGUCAUCCCAGAAGGAGUGCCAUAUGAUGAAGCCCCAGCUGUUCCCUACUGGCCCUACUCCACCUCGGACUUCUGGAACUACGUUGAAUACUUCCGAUCCAUCGGCGCCUACAACCACAUCAACGAGAUGGCCCGGGCCUUCUUCGCCCACCAGCACCUCGGAGACACCUUGGGAUAUGAGACCAACGAGGGACAUGAACACUGAAAGGGAGCCAGGACGAAGACGAGAUGUUAAGAUAUCCUUAGGAAAUGAAAAGAAAUGAUGAGGAAAUAAGAAACUUAUUAUAGAGUAAUAAGUGUUUUUCUCUUCCCAAGUAUAUCAGUUUGUAGCAUAGUCAUACAUGUAGAAUGCAAAUGUAGAGUUGUAGUUGUAGCGUUAUAAACUACCUUAAUAUAAUGUGCCACAAAUAAACAAACAUUUUCCAAAUAUUGAAUUAUGUCAAUACAAGGAUUUAAUAAUCUUUUGUUCUUCUUGUUUCUCAAGAUGUACAACUAUUAUCAAUUUCACGAUAACUGCCAAUACUAUUACAGGGUAUAUUUUACUACGAUUUUUUUCAAUGUAUUAAUUUUGUUGGUUAUAAAAUUGAAAUAGAGUAGGCCAUGCUCUUUUACAUCCAAUAUACAGUAUAUUUUAUCAUCAACUACACUUUGGUUAUAUAAUAGUAUUAUCAAGUGUUGCUAGAAGUUUUUCAGGUCAAUAUGUGAAAUAAAAAAUAUAUACUUGUAAAAUACAACACACUUUAAAUUAUUGAAGCUAUCGUGCGUAGUUUCUGUCUGCCCAAUGAAGGAAUUCCAAGUGAUGACAACUAUUCUGUCGGUACGUCAACAUGAUACAAGCCUUCCGUGAUUGCGCUUCACCCCCGCCGCUCCACCACGCAGUUGCUACGUAGCCAAGGAGAACACGGAAGAUU
Etheostoma spectabile (orangethroat darter) is the source of this 1097-nucleotide messenger RNA. RefSeq names its product otospiralin (gene otos). The transcript has 4 exons. The record is from RefSeq and is a predicted model, not a curated record. Lineage: Eukaryota; Metazoa; Chordata; Actinopteri; Perciformes; Percidae. Gene Ontology annotation, biological process: sensory perception of sound. Bases 68 to 391 code for a protein of 107 amino acids.